Molecule: messenger RNA, 853 nt
Organism: Westerdykella ornata
Lineage: Eukaryota; Fungi; Ascomycota; Dothideomycetes; Pleosporales; Sporormiaceae
Exons: 2
Coding region: 258-773 (171 amino acids)
Source: RefSeq, a predicted model, not a curated record
AACACUCGCACCUAGCUACGCGCAACACCGAAUUCGUAAACGCCGUCUAUUGGCCAUGGUUCACGCUCUGUAUGUGGACGACACCCAUGAAUACAUCCUCCCAUUUCUAUUUCCACAACCGCUAUAGCUGCAAGUGCAAGCCCAUGGCUCGUACCGGAUAUAUCCAAGACACCUACGGAGUAUACAUCCAUCCAUACGUUUGUCGGUAAUUACAAACUCCGCAUACAAGAUCCUGCACGCCGGACGGUAUAUCGCAAAUGCGAUCGGUCAGCGAAUGCCUGCCGUCAGCUUACAGUUGCAGGUGCGGAGCGUACUCCGUAGUUUUGCGGGGAUUGCGCUGUUCGGAGUCAGACGCUGGACAAACGUUGUUCCCAUGUUGCGGAAUACCAGGAUCCAUCCAACAGCUCCGGAUCGGACGCGAGUUGGAAGGGCAUCUCCUCCGUAUUUUGAUGAGUCUCGGCAUAGCCGUACGUGGGCGUUUACACAGUGAGCACCUUCGGUGUUUCAUUAAACAAUGGCGCCUACCAGAAUUUGCUAAAAUCGGCGAGUGCGUUUCCGUCGUCGCGCCCAACGUUGAUGUAGGGUUGCGGCACAGUGUCCCUUGCACCGCUCUUGAUAUGAGCGAUGACUGGACUGUACUCCAUGACGAUGAUCAUGACAUCUACGAGAGCUGGCGGCAACCGCAGGCGAAUAGGUACUUUGAUUUUGAACACGGCAAUACGAGGGCGUGGCUUCAUGGCGAGGUCCUCCACUUCGAAUUCACCAGCGCCUAGUCGCCACCUUCAACGGCUUCCAAACAGCGUGCUUGCGUUGCUGGAUGCUUGUGAUUUUUUCGGCUCCGUAGUCAACGUCA